AUGUAGUUUUAAAAGCCAAAAAUGAUAGAAAACGAAGAAGAUUUGUUAAUGUGCAAGCAACAUUAGCAAAAAAUAGAAUUUGUAUUACUGGAUGCUUAAUUACAGAGAAAUUAAAGGCUCUUAUGCAAGUAAUGUCUUCAAUAAAAACCAUCUAAUUCUUAAAUAAUGGAUUAUCAAUAACUUAAAUAAGGCUUUGAUAAAUCAUAAAGAGAAAAGAUUUAAUAAUAUGAACCAAUAAUUUAGCCUCACAUUUAAUGUGCUGAAAGUUUGUAGAAAAGUGUAAGUGCUCUAAAAUCAAGAUUAAUUUUAAAAACUGAUUAUUUAUUAAAUCUUACUCAGGAAUGGAUCAUGGGGAUAGUUAAUUAAGUAAAUAAAUACAGCUUUUUUGAAGAAUUAGAUAAAUAUAUUUCGAAACAAAACUCUAUUGUUGAUUAGAAAGUGAUUUUUAGUUUUUUAAAGAGUUUCAAUAGAGAUGUGAUUAGUAAAUUUACAAGUUGUUUGCAAUAACUUCAUGAUUCCCAUUAAACAAUUCCUUUUUAAGAUAUUAUUUCUUAUAAUUAAAAUUUAAUAGAAAUUUAAGAAAAUGAAAUUAAUGGAAAUCUCUAAACUGAUUUAGAAAUUUAAAGAAAAAAUAAUUUAGAAAGAGAAGAAAGCUGUGAAACUUAUGAAGGGAUAUUUUGGGAUUAUUUAUAUGAUCCACCUCGAUAAACCAAAAGGAAAUUUAAUAUUAUUUAUACUAAAAAUAUGGAGAUAAAAUAUACUUUUGAAGAUGGUUGUAUAAUUAGAGUGUAAUAAUAAAUCCAAAUUUAGAGAUUAAAUAAAAGAUAAAUCAAAAAAGCCUGAUCCAUUAAAAAACUUAGAAUAAAUUUAAUUUCUUUAAUGGAUAGGAUAAUAUAGCAAAAACAAUUAGAAAACAGGAAAAUGGCAAGCAACUUGGAAGUGUGAGAUUUUAGAAACUGUAGGAGGCUUAUAUUCUGAAGAGGGAAAAAAAAAUGGAUUUUGGAAAGAAUUAUUUAAAAAUUAUUAAACGUAACUUGAGAACUUUUAUUCUAUAGAUUUUGUGAAGUUUAUGAAAUAGGAGAAUACGUCAACGAUGAAAAAAUAGGAAAUUGGAAAUACAUUUUUGCUGGAAAAGCAAUGUAUUUCUAUUUUUAAUUAAUUAUUAGUGGUGGUGGAAUAUAUUAGAAUGGGAAGAAAAAUGGUAAUUGGACUGAAUUAAGUGAUAAUUUUAAUAAGUAAUCAAUAAUUUCAUCUAUAUACAUCAGCUUGAGUUAAGUAACCAAUUGUGGUGAAUAUAAAUUAGAUACAAAAAUUGGAAGAUGGGAAAUUUAUUCUCGAAAAGAUAGAUAUUCAUAGUUUAAUAAAUUUUAGCUUAUUAUUAUUUUAUAUUUUUCUAUUUAGAGGUGAAGGGGAAUACAACAAAGAUGGUCUUAAGAAUGGAAAAUGGGUAGAAUUAAGUGAAGAUUUUAGUUAGUAUUCGUUUAUUAAUUCUUAGGGACAUUUUCUAAUCGAACGAAGUUAUUUAUGAAGGAAAUUAUAUAAAUGAUAAAAAAAAUGGACUUUGGAAUGAAUUGAAGAGAAAAAAUUUUAAAUCAGAAUUUUAAAAAAUGUAUUAUUGAUCUUUUAAAUAAAUAUUUAGACGAGAAAUAUACUAUUUAGAUUUUCAGAAGAAAAAUAAAAAGUGA
This is a messenger RNA of Paramecium sonneborni, 1685 nucleotides long. The record is from the annotation of a GenBank genome assembly. NCBI's taxonomy places the organism in Eukaryota, Ciliophora, Oligohymenophorea, Peniculida, Parameciidae.